AUGCUGUGCUUAACUUUCAGAUAUUUAAUAAGAUCGGCACCUCCGGAGCAUGUCUCCAGCCUUCUUAUCAUUGUUUUAUUUGUACGCACUUAUUUUCUGAUCACACAGGUUAAUUUUAUCCGAGGAUCGAUUUUUCGCUCUCCCCAAUUCUUUCUUAUGCGGCGAUGUUCCGAUGUGAAUAAGUUUAAAUGCUUUCCAAGAAUGAUGCGCCAAGUAUUCUUGGCGAAAUUAUUUACACUGCGUAAUUUGGCAGACAUGUUAUUCAAACGAAUUGGAGAAGUUUACCGCUAUGGAUGUUUCAGUUUUCAUCAAGAACUUGCAGCUAGUAAAGGACAACGAAUCCUCCUUGGAGCCUGUCUUAUAUCGUUUGCACAGGAUUCUAUAUCGGAAGAUGAAAUGAUGAUAACUGUUGAAGCAUUUGAUGUCGCAAAGUAUAAUGAGCUUUUGAAAUUUACUCAAAAGUCGCGGCAGAAGGAAGAAGAAAAAAGCUCUGAGGGCGUGUCACGGCAAUCCAUUGUACGUGAGUACAGUAGUCUGGAGAGUCCUCUCACAUUCUACGUCCGUGAUCUUCGGCAUUUCCUGCGUGAGAGACAGCACGAAUUCUUUCGAACUUUUUUCGCUUCUCAGAAGGAAAACCUUAUACCUUCCAUCGAUAGUACAGACACACCUCUCAUGCCGGCAUCAUCGCCUCGUGGGGUGAUGCUCAUAGAUCUUUCCAGCCGCCUCUCUACCGACGGCACCGGGUUUGUGGACUCUGAGUGGGAGUGUGUGAUUGAUCGGCCUGAUCUGCGCAUGUGGCGGCGCCCUUCAUGCAAGAAUUCUAAUGGAUCCAGCAAGAUGGCCGUCGGUCUCUAUGAAUACAGGGUGUGUGGGACUUUCAGUGACAUAUCAGCACUUUGUUUUCUGGAGGUGCAAUUGAAUCUGGCUUAUCGGCGAUACUGGGAUAAGAGCGUAGUGGUGCUGGAGUCAAAGAAAAGCGCAAAUGCAGCAGGAUCAGAGGUGAUUCGGUGGGUGGCACGCUUCCCCUUCCCCCUUGCACGUCGCGAGUACAUCUAUGCGCGGCGCUGGUGGCUCACCACCACUGGGGUUGGGGACCAGUCCCUCGCUCUUAUCAUCUCACGUGUCAGCAACAUGCAACCCACCGAUUCCGCUGCUUCAAUCACCGUAGUACCACAGGACGCUGGCUGGGCCAACGAUGAAGAAUCGCAGUCAGGUGGAGGAUUGGUGUCGGUGCGCUCGUACGAAUCCAACAUGCUCAUUCGUUCGCAUGGUACCAUUGAUGAGCCGGGAAUGGAUUAUUUUCUCAUCUAUCUGGAUGAUCCACAACUCGUCCUCUCUACAGGAGCUGCAAGUCGUCUUUCUUCGGCGGUGAUCCCGAGGUUGCUGGAUGGCCUGCACAGCGCCGCGCUCACCAUCUCUACGAAAGGCUUACCGGAUACCAUUCGCCCGGUGGUCCUUCGAUCAAGCCAAUCCUUUCCAUCAGAUGGUAGCACUUUCGUCGCCAACCCAGACGAAGCUUCCGACACCUCCCACUCAGAAACAAUGCAGGUUAAUGUUGAGAACCCUAUCGCACCCAUUACAACUCGAGUCUACCGGUUCUUCUUUCACUCCUAG
This is a messenger RNA of Hydatigera taeniaeformis, 1614 nucleotides long. NCBI's taxonomy places the organism in Eukaryota, Metazoa, Platyhelminthes, Cestoda, Cyclophyllidea, Taeniidae. The record is from the annotation of a GenBank genome assembly.